GUGAGUGGAAAUGUGUUAAUUAAAAGAACAAACACAUCCGUAACAUCUAGGGUGUAAUGGCAUCCUAUUGAUGUGUGGAGCGAGCCGAUUUAAUAUCGCUCCGUGCCGAGAGAGCAAAAAAAAAUUAGUGCCCGAGUGAGCUAAUGUUUGCCAAAGCAGUAGAUCAGAAAAUAACAACCUCUUCGUGUUGUUUAUUUGCACCUGCCUAAUUCAUUAUUUCUUAAAUAAUACUGUUUAAAAGGUGUUUUUCGAACAAAAAGCCUGAACACUGGAUUUUCUUGCUCCAUACCCUUUAUUAUGUUAAUUUCAUGGUUGAUUCAAAAAUAAAUAGCUUCUACUGGGAGUUCACGCUCUAACGCUUACUGUGUCUUGUUUUUUUUCUUUUUUCUUUUCUCUCUUUUUGUGAAGGUCACAUGCAGGCGUCUGCAGAUUCCCGAGCUGGGAAUUAUGGACUGGGGAGAGAGUGAUAAUGAGGCCAACGAUUCUCCCAAAGGGCCAAGCAGUCGCAUGCCAAACCCUCUGCGCUUGUUCUCUAGAGGAUAUCGCGCUCUCAAGAGCAGCAUGAGACAGAUGACAUAUUUGGAAAAAAUGGAGGACUCGUGGGACUGGUUAUCUAACCAGACAGCUGUUGGGGAGGCGCAAAGCAGGACUAAACGCAGACCCAUCGUGAAGACGGGAAAGUUCAAGAAAAUGUUCGGCUGGGGAGAUUUCAACUCCAACAUCAAGACAGUCAAGCUGAACCUCCUGAUCACGGGGAAGAUAGUGGACCACGGGAACGGGACGUUCAGCGUCUACUUCCGGCACAACUCCACCGGUUUAGGGAACGUCUCGGUGAGUCUGGUACCACCGUCCAAAGUGGUGGAGUUUGAAAUGGCGCAACAGAACACAGUGGAAACCAAGGACGCUAAAUCCUUUAACUGUCGAGUCGAGUACGAAAAAACGGACCGGAACAAAAAAUCCGGGAUGUGCGGCUUCGACGUCUCGAAAACGUGCUACCAGGAGCAGACGCAGAGCCACGUCUCGUGGCUGUGUUCCAAACCGUUUAAGGUCAUAUGCAUCUACAUCUCUUUUUACAGCAUCGACUAUAAACUGGUGCAGAAAAUCUGUCCUGAUUAUAAUUACCACAGUGACACACCAUACGCCUCCACGGGAUAAUCUCACCACCUGAACUUGACUCAAACCAACCUGGGCCAAAUAUGCAGCCCAAACCAGGCCCAUUACUCACCA
Molecule: messenger RNA, 1227 nt
Organism: Ictalurus furcatus (blue catfish)
Lineage: Eukaryota; Metazoa; Chordata; Actinopteri; Siluriformes; Ictaluridae
Gene: nxph2a
Product: neurexophilin 2a
Exons: 1
Coding region: 448-1155 (235 amino acids)
Molecular function (GO): signaling receptor binding
Source: RefSeq, a predicted model, not a curated record